This is a messenger RNA of Zingiber officinale, 1438 nucleotides long. RefSeq names its product protein ANTHESIS POMOTING FACTOR 1-like. Bases 224 to 1213 code for a protein of 329 amino acids. NCBI's taxonomy places the organism in Eukaryota, Viridiplantae, Streptophyta, Magnoliopsida, Zingiberales, Zingiberaceae. The record is from RefSeq and is a predicted model, not a curated record. The transcript has 10 exons. Gene Ontology annotation, cellular component: Set1C/COMPASS complex. Gene Ontology annotation, molecular function: protein binding; chromatin binding.
GUUACUGGUCGGUCCUGAAAACAAUCCGCUUCCUCCUUCGAUUCUUCCUCGCGACGAUCGGGAACACUGUCGUGGUGCCUUAAAACCCUUUCACUCCGAUCCACAGGAGAGCAGUCGGAUUUAAUCGGAAACCACUUCCGCCACUCUUUUUUCGGAGUUUCUCAAGAAUUUUUCCUCUUUUUUCUUCCGUCAGAAAACCUAGGGGAAGGAAGAGGAAGAGAAGAUGUCUUCUGUUACAGAGCUCAAUGAUGAUAUCAUACGCAGCAUGGCCGUCGGUGCGGUCUUCUCGGACUAUGUAGGGAAAAUCAGUUCUAUGGAUUUUCAUCGAACAGAAGACCUUCUUGUUACUGCAAGUGAGGAUGACUCUAUACGCUUGUAUGAUACUGCAAAUGCUAAGUUAUUGAAGACUACAUAUCACAAGAAGCAUGGUUCUGACCGCAUUUGCUUUACACACCAUCCAAGUUCCAUUUUAUGCUCAUCAAGAUACAACUUAGAGUUGACAAAUGAAUGCUUGCGAUAUCUUUCCAUGUAUGAUAACCGUUGUCUGCGGUAUUUUAAAGGCCAUAAGAAAAGAGUUGUUUCACUUUGUAUGUCUCCAAUAAAUGAUAGCUUCAUGUCAGGCUCUCUUGACCAUAGUGUAAGAAUAUGGGAUCUUCGUGUAAAUGCUUGCCAAGGGAUUCUGCGUUUGCGUGGAAGGCCUACUGUUGCCUAUGAUCAACAAGGCCUUGUCUUUGCAGUGGCAAUGGAAGGAGGUGCCAUCAAAUUGUUUGAUUCUCGGUCAUACGAUAAGGGUCCAUUUGAUACUUUCCUCGUUGGUGGAGAUACAGCUGAGGUCUGUGAUAUCAAGUUCAGCAAUGACGGCAGGUCUAUGGUUUUGACAACCACAAAUAAUAAUAUCUACAUUCUAGAUGCUUAUGGAGGAGAUAAGCGUUGUGGCUUCAGUCUGGAGCCUUCACCUAAUUUAACAACUGAGGCCACUUUUACUCCUGAUGGACAAUAUGUUCUGGCAGGUUCUGGAGAUGGUACUUUGCAUGCUUGGUUGAUUGAAAAGCCCAAUGAGGUAUCAUCCUGGAAUAGUUAUAUCGGUGCGGUAUCCUGCUUGAAGUGGGCUCCGAGGAGAGUCAUGUUCGCUGCCGCAUCCUCUGCCCUAACAUUUUGGAUACCCAAGUCAGACGAGGAGCCCAAAGACGGUGAAGCUGCUGUUAGAGAAUGAACAAAUCGUUGUAAUGUUGUGGUUUGUUCUCGUUAUCGAAACUUCUCUUGGAGCAUCGCUCUGAGUAUUGAAAUUCCGAUAUCUCUUUUCGACUCAAAAAGCAAUUUCGGCGUUUAAAUUAAGUGCUUAGUGAGCUUGUCUGUGUUAAUUGCAAUCAUGUAAGAUCUCAUCUGACGUUGUAGACAAAUGUAAAAGAAAAUUUUGACUGUCCGUUCCUUUUCGUUC